Messenger RNA from Oryzias melastigma (Indian medaka), 939 nucleotides. Its product is annotated as putative gustatory receptor clone PTE01. Lineage: Eukaryota; Metazoa; Chordata; Actinopteri; Beloniformes; Adrianichthyidae. Gene Ontology annotation, biological process: G protein-coupled receptor signaling pathway. The record is from RefSeq and is a predicted model, not a curated record. The transcript has a single exon. Gene Ontology annotation, cellular component: membrane. Gene Ontology annotation, molecular function: G protein-coupled receptor activity; olfactory receptor activity. The coding region runs from base 1 to 939 and encodes 312 amino acids.
AUGCUGUCAAACUCUUCACCAGUGGACAUAUUGUCAUUGUCAUCUCUGGAAGUUCAAUCUAAAUAUAUUUAUCCAUCAUUUAUAUUUGGAACUCUUCUUUAUCUGAUUAUUGUCUUUUUCAAUCUGCUGGUAUUGCUAACCAUCAUUGUGAGUAAAAAGCUCCACAAACCCAUGUUUAUUCUGCUGUUAAAUCUGCCCAUCAGUGACAUUGUGGGUGCAACGGCCCUUUUCCCUCACUUUCUUUUCAGCAUCAUCACUGAGAACAGACACAUUCCUACCAAGGCGUGCCUCACGCAGGCUCUUUUCAUUCAUAUCUACGGCACAGGAAACAUGAUGAUUCUGAGUGCGAUGGCGUUUGACAGAUAUGUGGCUAUAUGUCGUCCUUUAAACUAUCAUUCAAUACUGACAUCCAAGAAUUUAAUUACAAUUAUUUUUUUGGUAUGGUUUCUUAAUGUGUCAAUGAUAUUCUCCUUGUUCAUGCUAUUAACUCAAUACAAAAUUUGCAGGGCAGAUGUUGUGGAUUUGUUUUGUAACUAUCCCUCAGUGCUGAAGCUAGUAUGUGGUUAUUUGACUUGGCACAAUUAUUACGGGAUAUUUACUAAUAUAAUUAUAUUGGGAUGCCCAUUGAUGAUUAUAGUGUUCACCUAUAUACAGAUCUUGGUCACGUGUAUAAAGACAAAUAACCCAGAUGGCAGGAGAAAGGCCCUUCAAACAUGCUGUACACAUGUGCUUGUUUUUCUUGUGUUGCAGAUCAACACAAACGCUACAUACAUCCUUCAUCGAAGUCAAAGUCAACUAACACUUCUGAGAAAGGCCUUUGGAAUGUCUGUUGUCAUUUUUCCCCCCUUUUUGGACCCCUUAAUUUAUGGACUGAAUACCAGAGAAUUGAGACAAUGUAUAGUAAUGUUUCUGCGAAGAAAUGUGGGUUCUAUGAAGUAG